CACACACACACACACACCAGACUGUGUCCGCGAGAGACAUUUCUCACCGCGGCGGCAGCGAACUUUAAAGCAAAGAAUGUGAAGGAGCUGAAAGUCUGGUCGACGAGGGACUAGCGUGCUAGCAACGUUAGCUUGCUAGCAACAAAAAACAACAACAACAACUGCUGCCUUUUAUUUGCUGUCUCGCGACGGACCUCCCAGCUAACAUCCGUCGAAAAAAUGGUGUACCUGUUGAACCCUGUAGAGAACCUGAGAAGCUACAUCAACAACCGUCCGCCGCUGGUCAUCUUCAUGGUCAGCGUCAGUGCGGUGGCCAUCGCCUUCCUGACCAUCGGCUACUUCUUCAAGAUCAAAGAGAUCAAGUCUCCGGAGUUCACGGAGGUGAUGGUGAUGUGACUCUGUUCACUCUCCUGGUUGACCCCCCUGCCGCGCUCAACGCUCUUCUUCUGAUCUCGCCUCUGACAAACGACGAUGAAGCACGGCCUGAACGAGUCGACCACGCCGGAGAGCGUGGUGGUGACCGGCGGCCGGGCGCGCUCCAGCACCCAGGCGCCGCCGCCGCUGGACGACUCGGGCGGCGUCAACAUCUCGGUGCCCAUCACGCUCACGCUGGACCCCCAGCGCCCCUUUGGAGGCUACUCGCGCAACAUCACCCACCUGUACGCCACCGUGCUGGGGCAGCAGGUCGGCCUUUAUGGCCGGGAAGCCCACGAAGAAAUAAACAUCACUUUCACGCUGCCCGUCUCCUGGAACUCUGACGAGUGCGUGCUGCACGGCCACUGCGAGCAGGCGGUGUUCAGCACCUGCAUGACCAUCGCGGCGGCCAGCAACGUCUUCCCGGUCACAGUGCAGCCGUCGCACUGCGUGCCCGAGACGUACACCAACGCCACGUCGUGGUACAAGGUGUUCACCACGGCCCGCGACUCGGACACCAAGUACAGCCAGGACUACAACCCCUUCUGGUGCUACAAGGGAGCCGUCGGCAAGCUGUACCACGCGCUCAACCCAAAGCUGACGGUCAUCGUCCCCGAUGACGACCGCUCCCUCAUCAACCUGCACCUGAUGCACACGAGCUACUUCCUGUUCGUCAUGGUCAUCACGAUGUUCUGCUACGCGGUCAUCAAGGGGCGGCCCGGCAAAGUGCGGCAAACCAUCCCCGACUUCUGUCCCGAGAAGGUACAGCAGACACCGGCCGAGAUAUGUGACGAGAACAGGUGGCACUGUCAAAGGGUUGAAAAGGCCUCGGAGGGUCACGCCAGAACGUACCUGUGACACGCGCAAAGAAAAGAAGAAGAAGAAGAAACUUAAAUAAACAUCCCAGUUGCCUCGUGAACCCUGGAGAUCCGACAAGGGGACACAAAGCUCUGUGAAUGCAUUACUCUCGCAAUGUUGGGUUUUUCCAACCAAAGAUAUACAAGUGCCUGUAUCUGUUGUGUACAUACGUGUAGGAUCUGAUAUUCUGUGCAAAACAUCUUUUUUGUUGUUGGUCUAGCCCCCCCCCCCCCCCCGAUUGGCAGUUCCGGUUCCCCCUCUGCGCGUCUGCAAUGUCAUUUAAAAAACCUUAAAUAAUUGAUUGAUUUAAUAUAUGAACGGUACAAUACGCUCUGGA
Pseudoliparis swirei is the source of this 1609-nucleotide messenger RNA. It is a transcript of the gene tmem248, whose product is annotated as transmembrane protein 248. The transcript is spliced from 7 exons. The record is from RefSeq and is a predicted model, not a curated record. NCBI's taxonomy places the organism in Eukaryota, Metazoa, Chordata, Actinopteri, Perciformes, Liparidae.